Molecule: messenger RNA, 6153 nt
Organism: Plutella xylostella (diamondback moth)
Lineage: Eukaryota; Metazoa; Arthropoda; Insecta; Lepidoptera; Plutellidae
Gene: mop
Product: tyrosine-protein phosphatase non-receptor type protein myopic
Biological process (GO): protein transport to vacuole involved in ubiquitin-dependent protein catabolic process via the multivesicular body sorting pathway; endocytic recycling; early endosome to late endosome transport
Cellular component (GO): endosome
Molecular function (GO): protein tyrosine phosphatase activity; protein binding
Source: RefSeq, a predicted model, not a curated record
GAAAAAAAAAACAAUCCAAACAAAAAUGAUGACAGCCAAACUAAUUUGUAAUGAAAUCAAAGUGUUUUUAUAAAUUUCUACGAUAUAAAAGUGAUAAAUAACGUGAGAAAACCAUGGAGGCUGUUCCUAAGAUGCUCAUGAUCAGCUUCGAGCUGAAAGUGAGUCCCGAAACUACACAUUUUGGACCAAAACUGAAACAGUAUAUAGCGGAGGCGUAUAGAGAGGAUCCUGAUAACUACGGCAAUGAGUUGCAUCAGCUGGAGGGGCUACGGUCGGCGGCGGUGCGGCCCGCUACGGAUGCGUCCGGGCUCGCCGCCCUCGUCAGAUACUUCUGCCAGCUACGCGCCAUGCAGAGCCGAUUCCCCAUGGCUAAAGGCCAACCAGCCUCCGUAAACUUCGUGUGGAAAGAUCUUUACGCCAAUAUGAACUGCACGUCGGCGGACAUAAGAUUUGAAAUGGCUUGUAUUCUGUACAACAUUGGGGCGCUGCACACUCAGUUAGCGGCCUCUGAACCUCGCACCUCCGGAGAUAGCCUGAAGCUGGCUUGCACUCACUACCAGAAGGCGGCUUGGGCGUUUCAGUACCUGAUGGAACACUACCCGCAGCCGCAGGGCAUGGACGUGUCUCCGGACAUUGUGCGCCUGCUGCAGGAGAUCUGCUUCGCUCAGGGCCAAGAGUGCAUUUUGGAGAAGAGUAUCCAAGAUACAAAGAAGCCUAGUGUUAUUGGUGCUGUUGCAAACCAAGUGAGGGCAUUCUACAAAAACUCACUAGCCAUACUCGGGCCUUCAACUGGCACAGACAACAUUCACGAAAUCAUCGGAACCAAACUGUACAACUACUGGCACCGCCACCUCUCAUUCAGGAACUCAUACAUCGGCUGUAUUGUCUGCUUGUAUCAGGGAAUGAAUGCUGAGGAACAACAGAAGAUGGGGGAGAGGGUAGCCUUCUACCAACUAGCAGUCCACAAGCUUGGUGAAGCGAGAAAGUUGGCCAAAUACAUUGAACCAGUAAAGGUGACCAAUGAGGCUUUGACAUUCACGAAUGAUGUGGUAGAAGGAAAGAGGAAAGCGGCUAAGAAUGAGAAUGAGUUUAUUUACCAUGAGGAGGUGCCAGAUAAAGACUUCCUUAUUGAUCUGAAGCCUGUUUGUUUGGUGAAAGGAAUACCAAUCAACUUCAAUGAUCCAGAGGUGUCAGGUCCAGACAUAUUCUCUCGGCUCAUCCCGAUGGUGGCCCACGAGGCGUCCUCCCUCUACUCCGAGGAGAAGGCGAAGUUGCUCCGACAAGUCGUGAACCAGGCUGAGUCAAAGAACACCGAGAUCAUGGAGUUCAUGUCAUCUCUGCAGCUAGACCAGCUAGAUGUCCUGGAUGCGGAACAAAGGAUACCACAAGAAAUAGUAGACAGAUGCGCCGCCAUGAAUGCUAAAACAGAAAUUAUCCAGUCCCUCGUAGACUCGAUGAACAACCUCGCGGAGAUAAUCAGCGAUGUGGAAAACACAUUGUCGGAAUGCAAAACCAUGAUUCAGGAAGAAGCAGCCAAAGAGAAAGAGUACCAAAAAGUCAUCGGGCCGCGCCCGCCCUCAAUAGUUCAAACUGAACUUUCUAGAGAGUUCAACAAGUACCAGGAAGCCCACUCGAGAACCAACGAGAGCAACCAGGUGCUCCACAAGGCCAUGACGCUGCAUAUUGCCAACUUGAGGCUGUUGGCUCAACCGCUGGAUGAGCUUGAGGCCAAGAUACCGAGCAUUGAUAAUAUUGAGGGCCUCGACCGCGACACGAUGCUAGAAAUGCGUCGCGUUGUCAGCAAAGCCAAGGAGAUGCAGUCACAACGGUCUACCCUCAUACAGCAACUGAGGGAAGACUUGAAUGCUGAUGAUAUCACCGGGACGCUGUUGGCUCAGAGCACGCCGCACACGCAACUGUUUCAACAGGCUAUUGAGAAGCAUACGGAUAAGGUGAAGAUAAUCGAGCAGAACUUUGCCGCACAAGAGAACAUCAUCAACAGGCUUACAUCUCUAUACGCCUCGUAUGGAGAGUCCAGGAGACUGCUGUCUGAAGUGCUCCGUAAACGAGAGGGGCUGAUCAAUGCCCUGAUCACCUCGUACGACACCUACGAAGAACUCCUCGCUAAAUGCCACAAGGGCAUCGAGUUCUACACGCGGCUGUCUCACAGCGCCACGGCGCUGGCGGCGCGGCUGCGGGGCACGUGCCAGGUGCAGGCCGAGGAGCGGGCGCAGGGCACAGCGUCACUAGCAUCCUCCGCCAAGAGCGCGGACGUGGGGCGCGACGCCGCGAGCGUGGGAGACCCCGCGGCUACCCCCAAGCUCACGCUGAAGGACUACUUGCCUUACAUGAAGAGCCGCGGGUACGCCAGAAACGUCACUCCACCGGGUCAACCAGAAGUUCCCAGUGACACCUACUACCCUGAAUCUAUAUACCCGACAUCAGUGAGACCUGCACCGUUAGGAUCUGAAGCACCUACCGAGGCGCCUCAAAUGAAAUACCCAGACGGUUACGUUGUCCCGCAAAACACGAACCCAUACAAUCCUUACGCGAACCAAUACCAGCCGAGCGAAAGCUCUUACGCCGUUCCGAAUAGCUACGCUUAUCCAGCGAAGAGCGUCGCUGAAGUACCAAAGAUUGAGGUUGAUGGCUAUGGGUAUAAUACACCUUACACUCCUUCCCAGUAUUCCGCCCAAAUGUCUAAUCCCCAAGCGACAUACAACCCCUAUUACACAAACAUGAACGCUCAAGAGAGCAACACAGCCUGUACUGACUCACAAAACGCUUCGUACCAAUCCGGCAACGUUAGCCAGACGAAUGUCGUCCCUAAUACCAGCCAAUACGGCUAUGAUCCGUAUGGGGUGCCGGCUGCGACUGUACAAGCGCAUGCGCCGUCUAUACCUGAAGUGCCAUCGGUUCCCUACGCCCAACAAACAGAUCUCGCCAUGAACUUUGCAAACAUGCAAGUGUCUAUGCCCAAACAGGAGCCAAACCCUUACAAUUCUGAAUACGCGAAUACUUUCUACAAUGUUAAUUACCCUCAAGUGAACACCCCUAACAUGGCAACGUAUACCAACCCUCAGCCUAAUUCCGCCACCACAUUGGUGACUUCCCAAGUGCCUUCUGAAUAUGGUGCGACAAACUACCCAUAUGGGACCUUAGACCAAACUGUUCCUGAAAACAAAACCUUCAACCAACAAGGGGUCAAUCCAGGCACUAGCACCGCUUACCAAAGCAAUCCGGUAGACCCGGCGUAUAGCUAUUCGUCAACAUCAGAAUACGACCCCAACACAGCCGCAUAUCCUGUGUAUACCAACGCUGAUAAUGCUUCUAUGUACACUUCUACCUCUAGUAUUUCUAGUGUUGUCCCAACUAAUCUACCUCCCGAGUAUACAGUCCCUGACAGCGCAGCUUUGGGACAGUUAGAAGCUUACGAUAGACCGAUAAAGUCCCACACGACUGGCCAAGCGCUCACCUCGAAUUACUACCAACCUACAGUGCCACAAUACGACACAACUUCUGUGGCCAACUAUACUGAUGCCAAUGUCCCACAAUCCGUACCCAACGACCCAAACUCUCAGUAUAAUACGCAAGUGAGUGCUAACUACACUCAGAUGUACCAAAACCACCCGGGGUAUACUCACAACGCGUCGACUGGCAACUUCGAAUACAACUAUGGGUCGCAAAGCUCGUUUGUUUCAUAUAACAACUCCGUGCAAGGAAAUAUAGACCCUCAGACAGGUCAAGAUCCUAAUUGGGCCGCUCAAGGAGUUUAUACCAGUGCUGGGACACAUGAAACAGUACAGUCGCCUUCGGGAGAGCCGCCUCAAAUGCGGGCACAGCAACCGAACAACCAAAUAUACUACAAUAACCCUUACGGGUACCAGACUAUGCAGCCAAAUGAAGUGGUCCCAAAUUCACAAACAGUCAACACCAACUAUGGGGCCAAUAUGAAUCAGUCGACUUACAUGCAAUCAGGACAGGGAGUGGACUCUUCUGUAACAUACAGUAAUAAUCAGGUAUCCUCACCGACUCAGAAUGUGUCUCAGGCUCCUAAUUUUAAUCAAAACCAGAGUGCAGAACAAACGUCUACUCAAAGUUAUCAAGGUAUUCAAAACUACCAAAAUGUACCUGAUAACAGCCAAACUCCUGGUAACUAUCAAUCUCCUACUGAUAACUAUCAAAGUCCUUCACAAAACUACCAAAAUCCUUCGGAAAACUACCACCCUUCCACUAGUCACUACCAAACACCAGGUAACAAUGAAAAUACACCGACUAAUUAUCAAGUGCCAGAAUCUAACAAUCAAAAGCAAAGUUACUAUGAAAACCAACCAGGUCCUCCUCAAAAUCCAACUAGCAACCAUCAAGAACCACCAAUAACUCCUAAAUCAGAAGAAAAGCCAACACCAGCUGAAAAACCGGCUCCAGAAGAAUCCGUAUCAAAAACCUCCACCUUAGACCUGCUAUCAGACAUAGAUUUCUCCGUAGAAUACAAACCACUAAUGCCAGAAAUAAAAGUACCACAGAUAUCCGAAAACGCAAUAAAAAAAGCCGUUGUAACUCCUAAAUUCGAGAACAUUCCAAAGCCAGUGAAGAAGGAAGAAGUUAUAGAGCGGCCUGCGAAAAUGGAUCUGUUUUCGGAUCCGAGUCUACUGAAUAAAUUCACGGAGGAUGUGAAAAGUCUGCAAAAGUUGGUAGAUUCUUUGUCGAGUAAAGUGGGGGGUGGGUUGAGCUUACUGGAGUCUAAAUGGAAGAGUUUUCAGGAUGUUCAGACAAAGGAGAACAUGUCACGGUCUAAGCGUGCGGCUAUACAACACACUCAAGGGAACAUAGUGACUGAGGUUGUGCCCUAUGAUGACUCCAGACUUAAAUUGAAGUCUAACUCGCACGCUUACAUCAACGCUUCGUAUUAUAAGCAACUAGCUUCCUGGUGCAUUCCACUAGUGAUCUCCAAAUGUCCCGACGAGAGUGAUGUGAACAUAUUCUGGAAAGCGGUUCUAGAGAACAAGAUCACCUGCGUUGUGUGUCUGCUUACAGAGAUUGAGAUGCAAGGCCACUCCUACUGGCCAGCCAAGGGGCAAGCCCUAGAGCUGCCCGGAGACGUCAGAGUGACGCUAGACGAGGCGACGUGCUCGGUGCACUGGACCGAGCGACGGCUGACCGUGUCCAGCGGAGGCAGCGCCGUCGGCGUCACGCACUUUCAGAUCAACGUGUUUCCUUCUAAAAUCGUCUGCUCGCCGCUAGUCCUGCUAACGGACAAGGUUCUCUCACUAACCUACGAGGGUCGCCUCAGCAACCAGCUGUCGCCAUGUUGGAUCCACUGCAGUUCCGGCGGCGGCCGCAGUGCGCUGGCGGCGCUGCUGUGCAUGGUCAUGUGCCAGGUGCGAGCGGGACAGAUGAACUUGUGCGACAUGAUAGAAGCCGGCUGCGCUAACCUCUACCGCCACCGGACGAACGUUCUAGAAGACCCCCGGUACCUGGCCGACGCGUACCGCACCGCGCUGUUCUACGUGCAGGGCGUUCUGUGCUCUGGGACCACAUCAUUCAACGGCGAAGCAGUAUCGGUGCCAUCCGGAGCAUCAAUCCUGUCUAUGGUAUCUUCCACCACCAAGGAGGAAAAGAAAGAAUCCAAGCUGAAGUUCUCGAGAGAAUCAUUCGAAGAGAUGAAACAAGCGCCCGGCCUCACCAGUGGAGACAUGAAGGAUCCAUUGAACUUCUUAGAUCCUCUUUGGAGUUUGAAGAAAAAGUAAAAUUAAAAAGAAAAAUGUGGUGUGUGAUUCGCCAGAAUUCUUUUUUUUUCUUAUCGUGUCGGUGACAAAUACUGGAGCUGAACUAGAGUUUGUCACUAGUGAGACUGAUAUUGAUUGGUAGUUUAGGAAAAGCAUCGAGUUUUUAAUUCACUGAUGUUUGUUUCGGACUAAAAAGUCUACAGUUUGUAUAUGAUGACAGUUUAUAAAAUUUGUCUUGUGGAUACAUAAAUAUAUUAUUCUAUUAUAUGAGUAGAUGUAUGUCAUAAGAUUCGAAAAUAUAAAACGGAAGCUAAAAGAAGGGUUAUGUUAUUGCGUAAGAGUUCGAUUGAGAUGCAGAUUAGAUAUGUAUUUACUGUAAUAGCUGAUGAUAAUACAGGAUGUUGCAAAAGUGGUAUAAGCCGGA